AUGGCCGACGGCAACAGAUCAACAUUGAGAGAAUUCAUUGCAUCUAUCUCAACAAUCAAAGGAGAUCUGUCAAAUAUCACCGCACCACCCUUUUUGUUGGCAUCUCAAUCAACCGUCGAGUUUCCGUCUUAUUGGUGCGAGAGACCUCAACUAUUGUGCGCUCCGGUCUCCGAAUCCGAUGCUCAAAAGCGCUGUCUACUUGUGUUAAAAUGGUUCUUAGCAAGUCUGAAGCGUCAGCAGUAUGCAGGUAGGGAUGAGAGUGCGGGUGUCAAAAAGCCAUUGAACGCUUUCUUGGGUGAGAUAUUCAUGGGGGCUUGGGGUGGUUCUGAUGGAGAAGGUAGAACGUGUUUGAUCUCUGAACAAGUCAGCCAUCAUCCGCCAGUCACUGCUUGCUACCUAUGGAACGAUGAGCAAGGCGUCAGGGCUGAAGGUUACGCGUGUCAAAACAUAACUUUCUCCGGCACUGUCAACAUCAAGCAGAUCGGCCAUGCGAUCAUCCAUCUAGACAAAUGGAACGAAGACUACUUGAUUCCUCUGCCUUCGGUAAAAGUGUCCGGACUGAUCACUGGAACGCCUUACCCAGAACUGGUCGGUAGCUAUGAUAUCGUCUCUUCAUCCGGCUUUGUCGCGACUGUCGACUUCUCUGGCAAGCGCUUCUUGGGACUGGCUGGCAAGAAGAACGGACUGCACGCGGCGGUCUACUCUGCCGAUGACAGUAGCCGUAAACAUCCAAUCUACACUUUAGAGGGCACCUGGAACGACGUGUUUACCAUUCGCGAUGAGAAGGCUGGUUCUGUGAUUGAAGAGUUCGAUACCAACGCUCACCCACCGCUUCCCGUUCAAGUUCCAGAUGAGUCCAUGCUUGACCCAUACGAAAGCAGAAAAGCUUGGGGUCCUACAAUAUCCGCUUUGAACUCUGGCAACAUGCAAGCAGUCAUCGACGCAAAAAGCAGGGUCGAGCAAGGUCAGCGCGAGAUGAGGAAGCAAGAGGAAAAAGAAGGCAAGACUUGGACACCUCUAUUCUUCCAAAAAGUGCAAAGCGAGGCACGACUGGAGAAGCUGAAGGGUAUGACUCAUGGAGACGCAGAGAUGGACGGCGCGCAAGGCAUCUGGCGCUGGAUUGGCAAUGAGAAGGCGGACCGGAUUGAUCGGCCUUUCCAUGGGGAUCUGGUACCAUGGUUAACUUAG
Messenger RNA from Aureobasidium melanogenum CBS 110374, 1188 nucleotides. RefSeq names its product Oxysterol-binding protein. Lineage: Eukaryota; Fungi; Ascomycota; Dothideomycetes; Dothideales; Saccotheciaceae. The record is from RefSeq and is a predicted model, not a curated record. Gene Ontology annotation, biological process: endocytosis; piecemeal microautophagy of the nucleus; exocytosis. The transcript is spliced from 3 exons. The coding region runs from base 1 to 1188 and encodes 395 amino acids. Gene Ontology annotation, cellular component: membrane; intracellular membrane-bounded organelle; cytosol. Gene Ontology annotation, molecular function: oxysterol binding.